AUGCGUUUCGCUACAUUGUCAGCUGCUCUCCUAGGCCUCGCUCAAUAUGGGCACAGCUUACCAGUCGAAGCCGAUGGAGCAUCUGUGCUUGAUGUUGCUUUGACCCGGGUCAGUGACACCCGCAUCAAGGCUGUUGUGAAGAACUCUGGCAAGGAGGAUGUUACUUUCGUUCAUCUAAACUUUUUCCGGGACAGUGCACCUGUGAAGAAGGUCGACGUUUUCCAGAAUGACAAGGAAGUUACAUUCGAAGGAAUCAAGCGUCGGUUCAAGCUGGAGGGACUCACCUCGGAAGCUCUUACCUCUCUUGCAGUAGGAGAGACAUUUGAGGAUGAGUUUGAUAUUGCGACUACCAGUGACCUCUCGACUGGUGGCCCCCUGACAUUGCGGUCUAGUGGCUUUGUACCUAUCGUCACGAAUGGUACCGUCACUGGAUAUGCGCCUUACCGGUCCAAUGAUCUUAAGAUCGAGGUGGAUGGUGUCAAGGCAUCUCGUGUUUCGAAGGCUAUCAAGCCUCUCAGUCGACGCACAAGCGAAAGCUGCAGCAGCUCUACCAAGAAGUCGGCGCUGGACAAAGCUCUGAGCAAUACCGUAUCCCUGGCAAACGCGGCGGCCUCUGCUGCACUCACGGGAUCAGCCUCCAAGUUCAACGAGUACUUCAAGACAACCUCCACCUCCACUCGCCAGGUGGUGGCAGCUCGGUUGAAGGCUGUUGCCAAGGAAGCUGGUUCCACUUCGUCUGGUUCGACAAAGUACUAUUGCACCGAUGUGUACGGAUACUGUGAGACUAAUGUCCUUGCAUACACACUGCCGUCUCUCAAUGUCAUCGCCAACUGUGACAUCUACUAUUCCUACCUGCCAGCUUUGGCAAGUAGCUGUCACGCACAGGAUCAGGCUACCACCACCCUGCACGAGCUCACCCACGCCCCAGGUGUCUACAGCCCUGGAACCGAGGAUAAUGGAUACGGAUAUUCCGCUGCUACCGCUCUCUCUAGCAGCCGCGCCGUGUUGAAUGCAGACUCUUAUGCGCUGUACGCCAACGCAAUCUACCUUGGAUGCUGA
Messenger RNA from Penicillium nucicola, 1059 nucleotides. RefSeq lists its product as uncharacterized. The coding region runs from base 1 to 1059 and encodes 352 amino acids. Lineage: Eukaryota; Fungi; Ascomycota; Eurotiomycetes; Eurotiales; Aspergillaceae. The record is from RefSeq and is a predicted model, not a curated record. Gene Ontology annotation, molecular function: metalloendopeptidase activity. Gene Ontology annotation, biological process: proteolysis. The transcript is spliced from 3 exons.